This is a messenger RNA of Esox lucius (northern pike), 1487 nucleotides long. It is a transcript of the gene dbx1b, whose product is annotated as developing brain homeobox 1b. Gene Ontology annotation, biological process: regulation of transcription by RNA polymerase II; cell differentiation in spinal cord. Gene Ontology annotation, molecular function: DNA-binding transcription factor activity, RNA polymerase II-specific; DNA binding. The record is from RefSeq and is a predicted model, not a curated record. The coding region runs from base 200 to 1174 and encodes 324 amino acids. NCBI's taxonomy places the organism in Eukaryota, Metazoa, Chordata, Actinopteri, Esociformes, Esocidae. The transcript has 4 exons.
CUCACGUCGAGAACUUUGUUGAACUUCAUUGUUAGGCUGUCAGUUUCGAAAGGGCUUUGCUAACGGUCCACUAUAAAACCCUUCUUCUAGAGGGAAGGGCCAGAAGAGAACUGAAUCUUUCCACUUGGAUCAUAUAGGCGAACCCAUUUAGAUUAAACGGGUCUUUACAAUAAACUUUCCUUAACACCUAAACGGAGCGAUGAUGUUCCCCAGUGCACUUGCGCCUCACGCUAUGUACCCUAGUCUACGUCGACCGCCGCCUCCUCUCUCUCUGCCACAGUCCUUACAUUCAGCAUUUGCUGCUCACUCGAGCUUUUUGGUGGAGGACCUGUUGCGGAUCAGCCGGCCAGUCAGCUACUUGCACCGAACGAUUCCGUCACCCAGCGUGUCUCCUCCCGCAUCCGGAGCCACCACGCUGACCAGCAGUAACCACGCUGACAUCACUUCAACACAGACCAGAACGGGUUCUCCUCAGACCUCACUCUAUAUCAACAACGAUCCCAACUACCUUAAGUUUGGAGUAAAUGCCAUCCUAGCACCAUCAACGAGAAACGUAUCGUCUCCACCGUCGAUGCAUCAUGCCAUGCACGCAAAAGCCUUCCCUCUGCCGUAUUUUGAUGGAUCGUUUCAACCCUUCAUCAGAGCUUCAUAUUUUCCAGCAUCGUCUUCAGUGGUUCCUAUCCCGGGUACCUUUUCAUGGCCGCUGGCAGCAAGAGGAAAACCCAGGAGGGGGAUGUUACGACGGGCUGUGUUCUCUGAUGUCCAGCGCAAAGCCCUUGAGAAAAUGUUUCAGAAACAGAAAUACAUCAGCAAACCAGACCGAAAAAAGCUGGCAGCAAAACUUGGUCUUAAAGACUCACAGGUGAAAAUAUGGUUCCAGAACCGAAGAAUGAAAUGGCGAAAUUCAAAAGAGAGGGAGUUGUUAUCGUCGGGAGGUUGCAGGGAGCAAACGCUCCCAACUAAAACGAAUCCUCAUCCGGACCUCAGUGACGUGGGCAAGAAGUCCUGCGAGGAGGUGGACGCGUACCGGGGCAGCCCGCUCGCGGCAUUUUGUCACUCACCAUCAGAGCGCGAACUUUUGAACAGUGUGGAGUCUCAUCUCUCUUCGCCCUGCAACUCAAGCAAGCACUCCGAUUUCUCCGAGUCAGAUGAUGAAGAGAUUACCGUGUCUUAGGUGUAAAUAAUACAUAAAUUAUCUUUGUAUAACGUUGUUUGAACAUAUAUUAUAUAUUGACAUUAUCCAAAUGAGACCCAUGCAUUCUUUAAUUUGAGCUCAUAUUGUCUGUGAUGUAACCAAUCCUCCUACUGUAUAUGUAAACGUAGGUAGUCGUAUUGGUUGUGGAAGAGAUAAUAGUACUUGUUAAGGGAUUCAUUUAAAUUUGCUGUAUUUUUACAGCUUUUGCUCUUUGUACUAUAUUUUGUACCAUAUUUUUUAAGAGACAUUUUCAUACCAAGAUGAUUAUACCUGACUUACAUUAGAUGCAAUG